AUGGUGUACUUUUACAAAUCACAGCCUUCCGAAGACGUAAGUCCGCAUUGGCUAAUCACGGGAAAGGAUAAAUUUGAGAAUGACCUUCUAAUAAAAUAUGGGUACAGAGAAUUACAGUACUAUUGGUUCCAUGCUGAUAAGUAUUCAAGCGGUCAUAUAUAUUUGCAGUUGCGCCCAGACGAGAAAUCAUUGCAGGAUGUUCCUCGAGAGGUGAUAUCAGAUUGUUUACAAUUAUGCAAAUCGGAAUCUAUUCAGGGGAAUAAAUUGCAGCAGUGUACUAUUAUUGUCACUCCCUGGCAUAAUUUACGUAAAAGUGGAUACAUGAAGCCCGGGGAAGUGUCAUUUAAACGUAUGAAAGAUGUACAGAAGAUGGAAUGUUUUGCGCGAGACAACGCUGUCUUGAAUAGACUGAAAAAGACAAGGAUUGAAGUUACUGAAGAGGUAGAAAAGCUGCUGCACGAGGCGAAGAAGUCAAAAGAUGGCGAAUUUUUCAUCAACUUCUUGGAAACAAACAGAGAAAGGCUAUUAAAGGAAGAGGCAGAGAGGCUGGCGAUGAAGAAACAGAAAAAGAAAAAGAAAAAGUUGCUGGAUGAGGACCAGGAAUCAUCCCCCAACUUGGAUGUUGAAUAG
Kluyveromyces marxianus DMKU3-1042 is the source of this 630-nucleotide messenger RNA. It is a transcript of the gene JLP2, whose product is annotated as Jlp2p. Lineage: Eukaryota; Fungi; Ascomycota; Saccharomycetes; Saccharomycetales; Saccharomycetaceae. Bases 1 to 630 code for a protein of 209 amino acids. The record is from RefSeq and is a predicted model, not a curated record. The transcript has a single exon.